AUGCGCUUCACACUCGCCGCCUUGGCCAUGGCGGCCACAGCCGGCGCCAUCCCGACAACCUCAACUUCACCCUCAGCCGCCUCCCACAACGACUUCUCCUGCAAAUCCAGCCACAACGCCGUCGUGCUCCUCCACGGCCUCGGCGCCACCUACUACGAAGACCUCAACCUGCUCGAGGCCUGGCUUCGCACAAAAGGCCUCUGCACCUUCUCCCUCACCUACGGCGCCUACGACGGCUUCCCCCUCGUCGGCGGCCUCAAGCCCGUCGAGGAGUCGUCGUCGCAAAUCGCCCCCUUCAUCCGCGACGUCCACCAGGCCACGGGCUCUCGCAAGGUCGAUCUCGUCGGCCACUCCGAGGGCGCAUUCCAAGCCCUCUACACCACCAAGUUCGGCGGCGUCGAGCACAUUGUCGACGCCCUUGUCGCCAUUGCCCCCCCAACGCACGGCACCUCCUUCGCUGCCCUGUACAGACUCGCCGAGCUGCUGGGCGCCGAGAGGGGCGUCAAGGACGUUCUCGGGACCUUUGGGUGCAAGGCCUGCGCGGGCCUGGUCACUGGUGGUGCCGCCGUCCAGAGACUCAACGACGGAUCGCCCUUUGUGCAGCCGGGCACCGUCGUGACCGUCAUCACGUCAAGGAGUGAUGAGCUGGUGACGCCCACCGAGACUUCCUUCGUCCGUGAGCCGGGCGUGAAUAAUAUUUACGUGCAGGAUUAUUGUCCCCUUGAUCCCGUCGGUCAUAUCGGCGAGGCGUAUGAUUUGAAUGUGUGGAAUCUGGUGCUGAAUUCCUUGGAGAAGAAGGUUGGGCGCAAGUUCCCCUGCGUAUUCGGAUCUCCUGGUAGAUAG
This is a messenger RNA of Metarhizium acridum CQMa 102, 843 nucleotides long. Lineage: Eukaryota; Fungi; Ascomycota; Sordariomycetes; Hypocreales; Clavicipitaceae. The record is from RefSeq and is a predicted model, not a curated record.